This is a messenger RNA of Oryctolagus cuniculus (rabbit), 501 nucleotides long. NCBI's taxonomy places the organism in Eukaryota, Metazoa, Chordata, Mammalia, Lagomorpha, Leporidae. The record is from RefSeq and is a predicted model, not a curated record.
AUGGCAGUUGGCAAGGACAGAUGCCUUACAAAAGGUGGCAAAAAGGGUACCAAGAAAAAAAUGGUUGAUCCAUUUUCUAGGAAAUAUUUGCAUGAUGUGAAAGCACCUGCUAUGUUCAAUAUAAGCAAUAUUGGAAAAACACCAGUCACAAGGAUUCAAGGACCCAAAAUUACAUCUGCUGGUCUCAAGGGUCGCAUUCUCAAAGGUGGUAUUUUCAAAGUGAGUCUUGCUGACCUGCAGAGCGACGAAGUUGCAGUUAGAAAAUGCAAGCUGAUGGAGGUACAAAAAAAAAAAGGCUUAAAAGGAGUGGUCAAUAAAUUGAUUCCAGACAGCACUGGGAAAGAUAUAGACCAGGCUUGCCCAUCUGUUUAUCUUCUCCAUGAUGUCUUUGUUAGAAAAGUAAAAAUGCUGAAGAAGCCCGAGUUUGAAUGGGGAAAACUCACGGGACUUCCUGGUAAUGGUGUAGUCCUGGAAAAGCCACUGGGGCUGAGCAGGAGCUAA